This is a messenger RNA of Atta colombica, 330 nucleotides long. RefSeq lists its product as uncharacterized. The transcript has 3 exons. The record is from RefSeq and is a predicted model, not a curated record. NCBI's taxonomy places the organism in Eukaryota, Metazoa, Arthropoda, Insecta, Hymenoptera, Formicidae. Bases 1 to 330 code for a protein of 109 amino acids.
AUGGCGGACCAAUCACGAUGCUUCAAAUUGAGGCUUAAUGAUGGACGACUCAAAAGAUUUAGAAUUAGCGGCUCUGAGAACCAAGCUAGAUAUAUUAAAUUAAAGGACAUAAUAGCAGUUCGUAGGGACGCGGCCGCCUGCGCCAGGACCAGCGGCGACAUAGCCACCUGCACCGAGACCAGUGACCAGAUGCAGCCGCUCACGCCGGGCCAGUGCUGUUUUUCAAACCAGACGUUAACAAAGAAACCGACGCAAGUACCGAUAUGGGGAAGGCGGAUGACGUGGAGAUCGCGGAGGCCGCGGAAGAAACAUAGAAACAUCCAGAUUUAA